Melitaea cinxia (Glanville fritillary) is the source of this 497-nucleotide messenger RNA. RefSeq names its product signal recognition particle 9 kDa protein (gene Srp9). Gene Ontology annotation, biological process: negative regulation of translational elongation; SRP-dependent cotranslational protein targeting to membrane. Gene Ontology annotation, cellular component: signal recognition particle, endoplasmic reticulum targeting. Bases 235 to 471 code for a protein of 78 amino acids. Lineage: Eukaryota; Metazoa; Arthropoda; Insecta; Lepidoptera; Nymphalidae. Gene Ontology annotation, molecular function: 7S RNA binding. The record is from RefSeq and is a predicted model, not a curated record. The transcript is spliced from 2 exons.
GUCUGUGGAUUCACUGCUUCACUCUUGACAAGUGACAUUAAUGAUAUUAAGUUAUUACUUCUAUCUUUCCUUUAAAUAUUUAUUCUACUCUAUGAUCUUCUACGACCUGUGUCUACGACUUACACGAUCUCGCAUUAUCCUAAAUUAGUUACAAUUAAUAGUUGAUUAAAAAAUACUAUCAAUACCAUUAUAUUAAUGUAAAGUGAAAAAUACUAUAUUUUAUUACACUUCAUAAUGACUUUUAUACCUAAUUGGGAAGAAUUUGAAAAGUCAGCAGAGAUGUUAUACUUAAGAGAUCCUUUAAAUACACGUUAUAGCAUUAAAUACUCUCAUUCUAAAGGAGUAUUUUUAGUUAAAAUAACCGAUAACAAAAAGUGUCUUCAAUACAAAACAGAGGUUCAACAGGAUGUCAGAAAAAUUGAUAAUUUUAUAUCGAAUUUAAUAAGACAUAUGGCUUCAAAUGAUAACUAACCUAGUUAAAUAAAAUAAUAUUUAUA